AUGCUGAAAAUCAACUUCAAUGGUGCAGUUUUUCAAAAGGAAAACAGAAGCGGUGUCAGGGUUGUCAUCCGAAAUUCUAAAGCCUUGGUUAUUGCCUCUCUAUCCCAGCAGCUUCCCCGAGCUUACCAACCUCUUGAGGUGGAGGCUCUAGCAGUGGUCCGAGCCCUGGAAUUUGGAGCAAAAAUUGGAUUAAAAGAAAUGGUUAUGGAGGGUGACUUGGAGAUUAUUGUUAAUGAACUAAAGACAGAUGGUUCCGCCAUGGGGUCAGUAGCAUUAAUCUUGCAGGAUGCAACUUUAUUCUCUAGUUUUUUCACUAAAUUACUAUACUCUCAUGUUAGGAGGGAAGGUAAUAAAAUUGUCUAUAGUUUGGCAAGGCAUUCCUUAAAUGUCAUAGAUUAUGCAGUGUGA
Quercus lobata is the source of this 408-nucleotide messenger RNA. RefSeq lists its product as uncharacterized. The record is from RefSeq and is a predicted model, not a curated record. Lineage: Eukaryota; Viridiplantae; Streptophyta; Magnoliopsida; Fagales; Fagaceae. The transcript has a single exon. The coding region runs from base 1 to 408 and encodes 135 amino acids. Gene Ontology annotation, molecular function: RNA-DNA hybrid ribonuclease activity; nucleic acid binding.